CGCGGCCCGCGACCAGCCCGCUCGCCGCCCGCCGCUCAGGCACCCGCGCCGACUACCGACGACGACGCUGCGACUCACCACACAACUACUUCAAAACUUAAAGUUAAAACCAAUAGUGCGCGGCCGCCACCGACCCACCACGCCACCCAUCACCCACAAUUGACUUUGGAACAUUCAGUGACCACAGUUUUUGGUGUUGGACAAAGUUGGGAUGUAACGAAAAGUUCAGAUUCGUGAAUAUUCACCACCGAUCAAUGACAAGUGAGCAUCGCGAGUGAGAGUUAAAGCCGGUCCGAUGCGGGGGCGGCAUUAGCUACGCAUGGUGUGGAGAGGUGCGGGAUGGCGGGGCGCGGCGGGCGGGGCGCGUGGUAGCGCGGGCCAUGCUGUGGGCGGUGGCGCUGCUGGCGGCGGCGGCGGCGGCGGGCGAGCUGCGGGUGCUGGCGCCGCACGCGCGCCCGGUGUUCCACGUGGCCGUGGCGGCGCCUGCCUCGGCCGCCGCCGCCGUGCGCGCCUUCACUCGCGAGCUGGCGCUGCUGUCGCGCGGCUUCCGGGCCGGGGGGGACCCGCCGCAUCUCAGCAACAUCACGCUGCUGCCGCUCUAUAUAGAGCUGCCAGAAGAUGAAAGAUUCAGUGCGAGCGUGCUAGAAGCGACGUGCAGCGCGCUGAGCGGGCGGCGCGUGGCGGCGCUGCUGGUGUGCGGCGGCGGCGGCGCGGCGGCGGCCGUGGUGGCGGCGGCGUCCCGCGCCGGCGUGCCCGUCGUAAGGGCCUCGCCCUCGCAUCUACACUUCUCGUACACGCUCGCUAAUGAACUGCUGCCUUUAGAGAUCCGUUUGGAAAUAACCGCUAGGGAAACAUUACAUGCAAUCAGGGCCACUCUUCUACACACACACUGGCAUUCUUUCACCCUGCUUGCUGAGGAAGAUAUUUUUACUACGCUGUCUCUCCGCCAGGACCUGUCUUCAAUUCUUACCGCCCAACCUCUUAAUCCUAAAUGGCUUUCUCUUCCAACUAAAUAUUCCAGACACGCUCUUUUCAGGCGUCUCACUGAGAUUUCGAGACUGACCCGUGGAGUUGUCGUUCUGAUAUGUGACGUCCAUUACGCAAAGCUGGUUAUGGAUGAGGCUAAGCGCCUCAACAUGUUGGAAGGACACUUUUUUUGGCUAUGGAUUGAUGCCACGAGGAAAAUGGAUGUUUUCCGGAAUGUUAGCAAUAGAACUCAGGCCAGCGAUGAGAUCGACCUGGAAUUUGGACGUUUCAAUGAAGACGAAGCUCUAUUUGAAGACCGAUUUGAGCGAAAUAAACGCGAUGAUGCAGACAAUAAUACUUUAGCCGAUGUAAAGAUUAAUAAUCGCGAUUCAUUUAUGUUAGAUAAAAAAAUCAGCAAAACUAAUGUUAGUGCAGACGGAAUUAAUUUAAGGAAUAGUUCAUUAAAUAUAAAUUCUAAUCGUGUUAGUAAAAACGUAAAUAAUUCGAAAACGCACAGUGCCAACGAUAAGAUAUUAAAUGUAAAUUUUAGUGAAGAAGACGACGAUAGUCGCAAUAUUAGUUUUAAAAAUGUUAGGAAUAACAUACAUGUACAUAAAAAAGGCGUUGAAACUUCUAAAAUCGAAAACAAUUCAAAUGAGAAGACUAAAAAGUCAUUUCUCACUAGAGAUAAUAGUAGAGGUACUAGUAAUAGUAGAAUGAAGAAUGAAUCUUUUAACAAAUAUGUAAAUAGCAUAAAUAUACACAGUUUUAAUAGUGAAGCUGUAAGAAGAGAUUUGAAUGAAGAUGAAAACCUUAGUGAUUUAAGAAAAAAAAUAUUCUUCUCAAGUGAUAUUAGUGAUUUCUUAAUGAAUCCCACGGUGCAUACAUCAACAUUGAAAAAUAACGUUAGAAAAAAUAUUGAAAAGAGGAAGGACAAAAACCUUUUUAAGGAGGAGUUCGAGAAUGAGGCGGAGAUAAAAUCGCAUAAAGAUAAAGAAAACGUGACUGAAAUUUUUAACAGCCUUCCAGUUGGGUUAUUGGCUAUAAACCCACAGCCGAUGAAAAUAGAUGAAGUGUUUGUGAAGGUGGCUCUGAAGAUGGUUGUGGGUGCUCUGAGGAACGUGCUGCGAGCCUGCGACGCGUGGUCAGCCCAGGCCCAGUUCUUCACCGACGCCGUGGCAUCCUGUUGGGAGGAACCCAGCGAUGCGGCAGCGGACUUUUCUGCUGAACUGGCAAGAGAACUAAGAAUAUCGACAGCUGCCGCGCUAGCUGGUGGGACGGAGCAGCCAGAAAGACCGUUGAUAGCAACAUUCACUUUACUGAACCUAGUCACUAGACCUGAAGGUGGAAAUGCUUGGAGGCAAGUAGGCCAUGUGCUGGGCCGCAGUGUGAGGCUCCACACCAUCGUGUGGCCUGGAGGGAGGCUGGUCGCUCAUGGACAGUCAUCUGGCGCACGCACCAUAUUCCGCAUAGUCACAGCAAUAUCCCCUCCUUUCGUAAUGGAAGGGGAACUAGAUGAAGACGGCCAAUGUCUAAGAGGACUGGCGUGCCAUCGACCAGAAACAUCUGAUCGAGACAACCUCACACUGGCCUUCAAUGAAUUCGAACGCGAAGGCGAACCGGAAGCUGACAACUUCUUCUUUCCAACCCCCAAACCAACUAGUUUCUCCAAAAUGGCAACACAUUGCUGCUACGGUCUUGCCAUGGACCUCCUCGAAAAUAUAGCGCAGGAACUCGAAUUUGAUUUUCAUUUAUAUAUCGUUGAAGAUGGCUUAUAUGGUUCCCGUAAGUUGGUGAAAUCCUUUCGUCGGUUACAUGAGUAUAAGAGUAAAAUGAUAAUGAAUGAUUUCGACUAUCCAGAUCACCAGCACAGUUACAGAGCUCAGUACCGUAACGGUUAUAAAGCUUUUGAUGAAAACUAUGAACCAGAUGAUUAUUUAGAAGAUGAUGAUACCGACGAAGAUGUCCAGAAGUGGAAUGGCAUUGUUGGUGAUCUCGUGUCUGGAGCCGCACACAUGUCCUUUGCAGCGUUAAGUGUGUCAUCGGCAAGAGCAGAAGUAAUCGAUUUUAGUCAGCCAUACUUUUUUAGUGGGAUAUCAAUAUUGGCCGCUCCAAACCAGAAAGCUGAUAUACCUUUGUUGGCGUUUCUUUUGCCAUUUUCUCCCGAGUUGUGGAUCGCUAUAUUUACUUCGUUGAACGUUACUGCGAUUGCGGUAGCUAUUUACGAGUGGCUGUCACCGUUUGGGUUGAAUCCUUGGGGCCGCCAACGCUCGAAGAAUUUCAGCAUCUCGAGUGCUUUAUGGGUGAUGUGGGGGCUGCUGUGUGGCCACCUAGUGGCAUUCAAGGCUCCAAAGAGUUGGCCUAACAAGUUUCUAAUCAACGUUUGGGGCGGGUUCUCUGUGAUAUUUGUGGCGAGCUACACGGCGAACAUAGCUGCUCUUAUUGCCGGCCUGUUUUUUCACAACGCUGUUGACGACUUCCAAGGCCGAAGUAACUGGCUAUCAUUACGUGUCGGCACGGCCCAAUCUUCGGUAGCCGAGUACUACGUCAGAAGAAACAACUUGCCGCUAGCCGAGCAAAUGCGCCGUUACGCCCUCCAAGAUAUUGAAGAGGGCAUUCAAAGACUCAGGAAUGGAACUUUGGACCUGCUCAUUGCUGACUCGCCGGUUCUGGACUAUUACAGAGCUACCGAUCACGGAUGCAAGCUGCAAAGGGUUGGAGACCACGCACUGGCUGAAGACACUUACGCUAUUGGCAUGACUAAAGGAUUCCCCUUGAAGGACAGCAUAUCGGCCGUGAUAGCGAAGUACUCGUCGAACGGCUACAUGGACAUCCUGACCGAGAAGUGGUACGGGGGGCUGCCGUGCUUCAAGCUGAGCCCGGAUUACGGAAUCCAGCCGCGGCCACUAGGUGUCGCGGCUGUAGCAGGGGUGUUUAUACUACUGGGCGUUGGUAUGAUAGUCGGGUGCCUCAUACUAAUACUGGAACACCUGUUCUACAAGUAUACUCUGCCCGUUUUAAGACACCAACCGAAAGGAACUAUUUGGAGGAGCCGAAACAUCAUGUUUUUUAGUCAGAAGCUGUACCGCUUCAUCAACUGCGUGGAGCUGGUGUCCCCGCACCACGCGGCGCGCGAGCUCGUGCACACGCUCCGCCAGGGACACUUCACCUCGCUCUUCCAGAAGAGCGUCAAGAGGAAGGAACAUGAACAGCGAAGAAGAAGAAAAAGUAAAGCUCAGUUCUUUGAAAUGAUUCAAGAAAUAAGAAGAGUACAGCAAGGGCGGGACCACUCGUUGGAUUCCAUCAAAGAGCACGUCACAGUGGAGACUUCCGAAGUAUCGGAGGAACCUACAGAACUCAAGUUUCUGUCCCCCUCCCCCGACGUGUCCAGCCGCUCUCCCCGCGGCGGUCGUUCACCCCGCCAGCUCCGCUCACCGAAGGGACGACGGAAACGCAGCAGUCUCGCCGGCCUCAACGUGCGCCGCUUCUCCACAGACUCCAUCCUCGGCUCUGACUCGGGAUCCAUCUACGAAAAGACCAGCCUCAACAUAGGACGGAGACUCAGUCGAGACGUCAGCUUCCUCACAAGCUCCCCGCCUGACAUUAACACCCGUCUCCGCACCCCUUCGCCCAUGGUCAGGCGAGCUGAAGGCUCUUCCACUCGCUCCUAUCAAGAUGUCUCAGACAGAACGCUACCAGCCACCGGCUCCAACUCACGAGCCAGCGUAGAGAUCCUCAUUUCACGAGACACAGACACGCCUCCCGUCCCCCCGUACCCGAGGGCUAUUAGGACAGAGGAAGACCAGAGGUCGGAGGAGCAACUAUUGAGACUUUGGCGCAGUUCUGAACAUGACGUUCGACAGGCGCUCUUAGCCACUCUAUUAGAGCGUCAAAAUAGUCUUGACCUUGACCAAGAUCCAGGAUGAAAUACGCUGAUUUUGAGUCUGGGAAAGCUAUGCUCUUUGGAGAAUCACUUUGCAUGUUUGGUCUGUUGGGCGUGAAGUUGCAUGACGGGCAAGCGAGGUUCUGGCAGAUUUCAACAAGUGCCUUGUUUACGUUGUUUGACGCAGUAGCUCUUUGCAGGCGUGGGCGGUAGAUAGAUAGUGUUCGUUCAGUGUCUUGUAUUUCAUUAAAAUCGUCCAAUUGCCUUAAUCAUACAACUCAUUAAAUGCUUUACCUUUGGAUGCGUCAAACAAUCUAAAUUAAGGGUCACGUUUUAGGUUAAUUUAUAUGAUAGAGAUGUUUCGUCCAAAAUAUAUUUAGAAUUUCAUAGACAUACACGGUCUGUUUGUAUUUUAAAAGCAAGUAAUGGUAUAGAUGCGACCAGGAGUCUCCAAGUGCUUUAUCGUAUAGUCUAGUAGACCUGUAGUUAAAAUCAUUUUUCGAAAUUUUAGAACUAUCUUUAAAAUAAGUCUUCUCAAAGCGUCAAAUAAAUUAUAGUAUUCCUUUCGCCUGGUAUAAAUACCACGGCGAAGAAAAGUACACUAUAAAACGUAAAUUUAUGAUAGACGAAGUGUUCCUAAGUUUAGACGAAUAAUUCUUAUAUUUUGGUUAAAUGCCCAUUAUACUUACCUAGUUAAUUUAAUUUCCAAUAUUUAAGUAAGCUAUUUACUUUAUAAUAUAAAAAUAGCAUAAAGCGUUUAAGAUUUGUACUAAGUGUAAGUUUCAAAAACUAAUAACAAAACUGCCAAAGUAUCUAAGUAGAAGUUAAUAUCUAAGUACCUACUCAUAACACGUUUCUCUUGUUGUAUUGCACCCUAGACUUUAGUUUAGAUUUUUCUCCUAAUACCUAUAUAUCUUUACUAACUUAGCCCAUUGCUUCAUUAGCAUCCACAGUAUUAAACUAUUUGCUUCUAUUUGAUCUAUUAUAUUAAAGGGCUCCUGCUACUAAUAAAAUUUAUGAUAGUCACUUUAAGUGAACAAUCAUACGCAUAGUUAAUAACUUGGUCCAAAAAUAGGAUACAGUAUAUGGCUACUUACAGCCUUACAUACCUCCAAAUAGAGGAAAAUUCAGGUCCUUAAACAAAAUAGCUUAAAUAAAAAAUUUAACGAAAUGAAUUAAUUAAAAAUUGAAUAAAAUAGGAGCCCAGUCAAUUCUAUGAACUUUCUUCUUCUCCUACUACCUCCUCAGCUAGAGUACCUAGGCUAGGUAUCGCAAACUGGCUAUUUUAUGAACAAACUUUUGAAAGAGAGCUCCUUUUCAAAUAUAUUUUAAAAUAUUACCUUUCAAGGUCAUACAGCUAGUACAUAGUCUGUCUGUCUAUUUUUUAAAAACAUUGACGUAUCCGUAAAACCUAUUGCCUAUUUUUAUAAAUCGCUAUAUUCUUAGUUACAGUAUUUUAUUUUGUUACCUAAUAAUUCAGCAACAUGUCCUUUUUGUUCGCUAAUAUACCUUUAAUACAAACAAAAACCUAAACAGCUAUCCUAAUUUCAAAAAAAUCUUGUUAAUCCAAGAAAUUUUGUAAAUAUUUUAUGGAUCCUGCACAUUAUGACAGGCUGCAGCGUUCAUUAAAGCUGCACAGAAGUAGCUUUAUUUUAUGUUUAAUAUUGAAAAAAUAUACCCACCUACAUACAAACUAAUUGGAAUCCACGUAUUUUUUUCGAUGUCGGUAAAAAAAUAUGCUCUAAAGUGCAUUGUAAUAAAAUACUUAUAUGAGGGCCUUUAACACCGCGGCCUUACAUAAUGUGCACUAUCCUUUAGCCAGCAUUUCAAGUGUUUGGACCAACAUAAAGGUUUAUUUCAUAGAUUAACUUACAACAAUUGAAUUGGAUGUGCGUCAUCUAGUGAUAUUUGAAGUCUUAUGCAUUUCUCUGUCUAAUAUUGUAUGUUGUGUAAUUCUAACUAUAGCUAUAAGUAAGUAGAGUAAAUAAUUCAUUCGAACAGUAAUCAUAAUUUAUUGUGUCAAUGUAUUGAACAAGCAAUGUAAUAUUUAUAUAAUCAUGUACUAACCUAAUUUUAAAAUAUCAAUAAUAAAAUACUUAGUAGGCAAGCAAUUCUGAAGAGUAAAAAAUUGUUAGCAAUAUUGAAUGCGCCGACAUUAGUCUCUUCAGUUAUUAUUAUUUACUGGCAAAAAUAUAUUUUUUUUUAAAUUAUUGAGAUAUUUAUUUCGAUUAACAAAUCCAGAAAACUAUUGUCAGGAUUUAAGGGUUCCCUACUUCAAAAAAAAACAAAAAAGUUCAAAUGUUCCGAAAAUAGUGUAUUUGAUGAAUCUAUUUACAGAUACAAUCCAACUGUUAAGUCCUGAAAACGGAAGUGGAUCGUAAGUAAUUGUUAAAGACCGUAUUUAAUCGAUCUAUAUUUAUUUAAGCACAAAUCCGUUAAAAAGCCACUAUCAAUCGGUAUUUUUAACUGUAACUGUAAGUAAAUGAUAAAAAGUACCUAUUUGCAAAAUCGGACUCUUUAUUGUCAUUACUUCAUAGUUGGACUGUACGAGUGUACGUACCAUAAAAGUCUAAAAUAAGAAAUUCCAAGCAAAUCUAACUCCAACCAAAGGUAAAGGGCAGAUCAGUUAAAUCGGUCAUGGGAAUAUUUAAAUGUGUUAGAUUACGAACCAAUUAUUUGUCAUUCAUCACCUGAAACCAAUAUAGUUUAUCAAAGCCACUCACGAGCAAUGAAAAAGUUCCACACACAAAAUGUGGAGACAAGAGUCCCAAUUUUCUAAAUCAUUUAAUUUACCUAUCGUUUGAAUUCAAUAUGUAAUGUUUUAAGUUGAUAUUAUUAUUAGUAGUAUUAUUAGUUGAUACUAUAAUAUUAUUAUUCUGAUGCACUAUUAAAUGUAAUUUCAAUAUUGCAGACAGCGUCAUUUCCGUUAAGGAGUAAUGUGCCUAUGUCACUAGGAAUUUUUCAUUGCUCCCGUGUUUAUAAACUAGCGCCUCCUCGUAAGCUCUGCAAACUCUACAUCCCCCUUUUCAAGGAUUUCCCGGGAAUGGAAGCCUUCAAAUAAAUAUUUUUCGCAGAGCAGUUUUUGAGUUUAUUCGUUACAAACAUACACACAAUUCCAAUAUGAUUUAUAUAGUACUUAUACUGAUACAAAAACAUUUAUUUAAUUGCUCACUCGCCUGUAAUUGCUGUGCAGGAAAAUACUAUGAGGAAACUUGCACAGUUUCUAGACGGCUGUGUAAGUCUAUGAUGUAUUUAGCGAGGAUGCCACAAAUCAAUGGCAGUGUCAUUAAAAUAAUAAAUCGUCAAAGAGAACGCCAAUUUUAACUAAUAGAACUAUUUAGCUGUAAAAAAACAUAAGUACAUAGUCAAUACAAUAUUUAUCUGUACAAAAUUAUGUAAAUAUCAUUAUAAUUAUUUGAUUUUAAAUUUUAAAGAAUAGAAAACAGUAAGUAUUACUUUUAGUGAUUGUUAUGUAUUUUAGAAAAAUGAUUUUGAUUAUUAUCUUAUUUAAUAUGUUUAUUACAUUUGGUAUGAUAUUAAUAAUCUGGUAACUGUUUUGAGCCAGUCAUGAUUAUAGUUGACAAAAUAAAUUAUUUGUGCGAACUGUGACCGUAUUUGGUUUUUUAUUUAUUUUGUACCCGACUUGGUUUUUAUGUUACUCCAUCAACACUGCCCUUGGAAUUAUUCAUUAAAAUCGGUGCAGCUGUUCAAAAAAUAUGC
Plutella xylostella (diamondback moth) is the source of this 8569-nucleotide messenger RNA. RefSeq lists its product as uncharacterized. Lineage: Eukaryota; Metazoa; Arthropoda; Insecta; Lepidoptera; Plutellidae. Gene Ontology annotation, molecular function: ligand-gated monoatomic ion channel activity. Gene Ontology annotation, cellular component: membrane. The record is from RefSeq and is a predicted model, not a curated record.